UUUCUCUACUCUCUGUAAACCUUGGUUUCAUCGGCGAUUAGGUUUUCAGGCAUUCCCUGCUCUGGCCGGCGCAUAUUCGAAGACACAAUGUGGGUGGAGCUUCUUUGUGGGUUUGUGUCCUAUCGGUUGAUACGACGGAUUCUAUACGGACAUGACAUCGUGGAAAUGGAGUCCUUUGACUUGGAUGCCAUGUUCAUGGUUGCCUCCAGAAUCGAGAAGCUUUAUGGAGGAAAGGUCUAUAUUGGUCUUAGGAUUCCAGAUGCCGAUACGGGUACUCGACAGAAUAUCGAUAUGGUUCUUGUUACUAAAGGGGAGUUGAUGGUGAUAUCGGUCAAGAAUUUCUCAGGCUUCGUCGGAAUUGAUACCGAUGGAACCUGGAUUUGUACAGAUGAUGGCAAACACAAGACAGAGAGGUACCCUGAUCCUGUUGUGGAAACUAAGAUACAAGUUGCAAUUCUUGAAUCAUACUUGGAGCAAAGGGGUGUAACUUUUCCAGAAGGAUACUUGUCUGGCAGAGUUGUACUCCCAAAUCCAAACUGCAGGAUUGUUCAUUCAAUAAAUUUUCCAUCAGAAGUCAUUCCAUUUGACAAGUGGAUAGAGCUUGAACCAGAACCAAGAAAUUUGUUUCGUGGUUGGAUUAAGGAUGCAUUUCGUGGAGGAAAGAAAGAGAUGCAGGAUGGGAUACAACAGAAGCUUCAUUUCAUUCUUAGCACAGCUCCAAUGUGGGAUAGGUUGGAGCUUAAAGAUAAGAAAUGCUUUCUUGGGGAAUUUUUACAGUUCAAAGGAAGAAAAGAGGAUAUGCAAGUUCUGAGAAUCAUAAAGAGAUCGAAAGUUAGUCGACUAAUCAUCCAGAAGUCAGCUAGGCUCUGUUUAGGUUGCUCAAAACUACAGGUUUUGUACUCUCCUCGUGAUUAUCGAAGUGAGGGGAGUUCAGCUUCUGAAUGGAAAGAAUUGAAAGUGAGAUCAAAUACAGAGGUCUUAUUUCAGCCCCGGGGUUCUGAUAAAGUCCGUAAGUUGAAGCUUUCAUCUAUAGUUUCAAUGUCACUGAGUGCAUAAAAAAAACGCGAACACCCGCCCCUUCCUCCUCCACCU
This is a messenger RNA of Telopea speciosissima, 1092 nucleotides long. RefSeq lists its product as uncharacterized. The transcript has 7 exons. Lineage: Eukaryota; Viridiplantae; Streptophyta; Magnoliopsida; Proteales; Proteaceae. The record is from RefSeq and is a predicted model, not a curated record. Bases 88 to 1056 code for a protein of 322 amino acids.